Molecule: messenger RNA, 1941 nt
Organism: Neoarthrinium moseri
Lineage: Eukaryota; Fungi; Ascomycota; Sordariomycetes; Amphisphaeriales; Apiosporaceae
Exons: 1
Coding region: 1-1941 (646 amino acids)
Source: RefSeq, a predicted model, not a curated record
AUGGCUGGAAAGCUGCCCAUGCUCGCUGCCGCCGUCGGUGGAGCUCACGCCCUCGCCGUGCGACAGGCCGGCUGCUCGUUGACUUUGCACACCGAGGGUUCCGUAUCCUAUCCCGUAGGUCAGCACAGCAGCGGCCAGACUCGCGCCGGCAGCAGCUUGGCUCCGAGUGCCUUCACACUCAUCGAUUCAACCCUCACGGAUGCUCAAGGGCGUGGCUGUUGGUGGACCCCUCCGACUACUGUCUUACAGUGUGACGUCGGCCAGGUUCCGGAGACCGGUUUCCAGAUUGGUUGUGAUGGCAGUGUGUCGUUCAAUGGUCAGACCACGUUCUAUGAAUGCGCAACUGGGGAGGGCGAUAUUGUCAAUGUUUAUCUGCAACCAGAUCAGGGCGCCAACUGUGCAGAAAUCACGUUGACAGCCGAUGGCUGCUCUCCAUCCGACUGCUCUGGUGCCAGUUCUACGGGUGCUGCUUCCGCCACGGAAUCACUUCCUCCCCCCGGGUCUGCUACGGGGUCAUCGCAUGGUGUAGGCAGCACAGUCACAGGUUCUACCUCAUAUCCGAUCGGCUCUGCUACUAGGACGUAUCCUGGCUCUUCGGGUAUGGGUAUGCAGACCACUCCUGGUGCUGGCAACUCACCUAGCUAUCUUACUGGAACAGCUUCUGGUACAGCACCAUCAGAGUCGGAGACUGAGACAGCUCCCCCAGGAGGUUCUCACACGGAAUCCUCACCUGGAUACGCUACCGGGACUGCCACUGGCACGAAACCCAAUGAAUCAGAGACUGGUUCGUCAUCGGAACUUCCAGUUCAGACGCCCACAGCCACCCAGCCCCUCGAAAGUCAGAGCGGCUUGGUUUCAACUAUAUAUUCAACCACAUGGUUGACUGUUACUAGUUGUGACUUGAGCGUGGUGACUAGUUGCCCAGCUGAAUGCACUUCUGGUGCCGCUACUAUCCCAGGUUCAGUUCCUGCUUCCGGGACCGCAACCCCGGGCACGUCGUUACCUGACGGGUCGGCAUUAAAUUCCGCAUCCUUGAGCGUACCUGGCCGACCCACUGGCGACACCACUAACCCAGGUUACCCGUCAAGCUCUCCAGUGGGUGGUGGUGGAACACCUGAAAACCCAACCUCUGGCCAUCCUACCGGCACCACAACCAUUCCCAGCUAUCCCUCAACUUCGCCUGGAGAGGGUGGUGGCACACCCGGAUAUCCUACUGCUGGCGAGUCCUCUGGUACCGCUAAUGCCCCAGUUUAUCCAACGGGUUCUCUAGGAGGUAGCUCUGGACCCAUCUCGCCCAGCCAAUCCAAUCAUUCGAAAACUUACAGUCCCAUCACCCUUUCUCCCAUUACUACCCAGCCUGCAACUGGGACUUCGGGUGCGCCUACGACAGCUACUCAGCCGACUGUAUCUGUACCAUCCCCCAGUUCAGUUAAUAUCCCGGAAUCGUGCCCUGGCGACGUGGUGAAUGCUGGAGAAUUUAAUCUACCUGCUCUUAUUAUCCCAAUUGACAGCACGAGUCCCAAUGUUGCCAAUGGGACCUCAUUCUACGGCGAUGUCAGCUCUACUCGCUCCACUAUUUUCAAUUUCAACAUUCCAUCCACAGAUGAGGGAAAGACUUGCAAUCUAAUCUUCCUGUUUCCCGAGCAGAGCACGCUCGAGACAUCAUCCUACACCUUCUCGGGCUCUGGUGUUCUCGACUUUUCCAAGCUUAGCUCUACAGCUGACAAAGGCACCACUGAUGCUAACGCCCCGUCCGUGGCUUCUUAUAUCGGUCAAUUCACUGUGUCACCUGGCAAUGCGUACGAUAUCUCAUCUUUCGCCUGCCCUGCUGGUGGCGCUCUGAGCGUCAAGAUCGCCGAUGGCUCUAGCGGCGACACGAGUCUGCGAUUUUUCCAGGACUACAACCCCUGCCCUAUUGGUCUUUUUAUCACAACCUCCUAA